CGCCCAAAAAAAACAACGAAGAAGAAGAAGUAAACGUUAGCUGGGAGUGGUUAGGUUGUUAGCUUAGUUGCAAACAGUGUUUUGUGGAAGCAAAUAAUGGCUUCCUUCCGAAACUGGAGGCAGUUUAUCAGGCAGCGGCUGGCGGCUGCCGGGGAAGAAGUGCUUUCUGCGUGUGAAGACACGAUGGUUCAGUGUGAGGAGGAGAACCGCCUUCAACACAAAAUAAUGGAUGUUAUGAAGUCCGAGUUUGACGCUCACAGAGCAGACCUCCUGCAACAACAUGACGUUAAAGAAGAAGAGGAGAAUGGUUUCCUUGAUGAGCACCCUCCUAACAAUGAGAGGAGUUCUGUUUUGGAUGAGGAAGAUGUUCAGCCCCUCCAGAUCAAGAAGGAGGAAGAGAAUCCAGAGCAAACACUGGUUAAGGAGGAAGAGCAGGAAGAGCCGUGCACCAGCAUACAAGGAGAGCAGCUGCAGGGACCUAAGAUGAGAGAUCCCAGUGUAGAAACUCCAACAUCCAGGGAAAGUGAAUCUGCUCCUGAGUCUCUAAAACCUGACACCUGCAGGAAAACCUCCAGACAGAAGAAUCUCUGCAGCCCCAGAGGGAAGCAGUGCUUUUGCAAAAUUUGCGGCAAGACUCUGGCUGAGCUAAGUUUAGUUAGCCACAUGAGGAUUCACACAGGCGAGAAGCCAUUUUCAUGCAAAAGCUGUGGAAAAAGUUUCCGUCACCGUCCUUCUUUGGACCUCCAUGUAAGAACACACACCAACGAAAAGGCGCAUACUUGCAAGACGUGCGGAAAAACGUUCAGAAGAAGCGACAAACUUCUGCUCCACGCGAGAACGCAUCGCAACGAGAAGUUGUACCUCUGUAACGUCUGCGGAAAAAGCUUCACCGACCCGUCGGCUUUCAGGAGGCAUCUGACCAUCCACACGGACGAGAAACCGCACUCAUGCAAAAUAUGCGGUGAGAAGUUCAAACACUCCAAUACCUUGCUGUGCCACAAGAGGGCGCACUCGGGUGAGCGGCCGUACGUCUGCAGCUUGUGCGGGAACAAAUUUGUCAACGCCUCAAAGCUGAACAGGCACACGAAGACGCACACAGACGACAAGCCGCACGUCUGCGACUACUGCGGGAAGAGAUUCAUCCGCCUCCACCGCCUGAGGGAUCACACGAGGACUCACACGGGCGAGAAGCCAUUCAGCUGCGACACGUGUGGCAAAGCCUUCAGCUGUAACUCCUCACUGAAAGUUCACAUGAAAAUUCACACAGGUGAAACAUCACAGCCAUAAUCAAGCUGCAGUCGCCUAAACUGCAUUUCUGAAAACAUCCUUUAAGUACGAAUGUCCCAUCUAGAUGAUUUUCAAUCUAAUUUGGAAAUCUGAAAGUGAUUCAUGCAUCCUCCCAGUUUGCAGCUGGUUCUGCCCCAGUAAAUAUAAAAUCUCUAAAUGUUUUAUGUUCUGCAGUCACACACACAGCUGCCUUUUUGAUUGUUUCUGGAAUUAAAACUAGAUGGGGAAAAAUGACAUUGCUUUUAGUUGAGGCAGAUUAAAACCCGUCAGCCUUCAUGUUGGUUCAGGAGGAAAAUGUCUGUAACAGAACGAUAAAAACAGACAAGCGGUUGUGCUGCCAAAUGUGACGUUCCAGAUUAUUCACGAAUUGUUUAUGAUGUAAACAAGAACUUGGACUCGGCUUCUGUGAAAGUCCUGAAACCUCAUUGAGGUGGAAGGAAAACCCAACAUUGUCGCGAACCGGACCUUUUUUCACAGCCAAUGAAGCAGCUGAUCUUCUGUUUUAUAACCUAGAGGUAAAUCUUCACUGUAUUCAUAGUCUGCCACAAACAAAAUGUUGCUAUAGUGAUUAAUAUUUGUUUCUGAUUGGCUCAUGAAAACAAAGAUUUCAUCUCUGUAAAUAUUAAGCUUGAUGUUAAUCAUAUUACCUCAGAUUCAUUGAGCUGUGAUGGUUUUUGUAUUUAAGACUAAGUUUAAAAAAUGCUUCGUAUUCAAACAGUUUCUUGGUAGAACGAUAAAUAAAAUUAGCAUCAUGCUGUUUUGGUUGUGAAUCAAAUAGAAAAAUGAGCGAUUAUGAGCGGUCCUUCCUGAGUCUUUCUAUGUUCUGUGGUGAUCUGGAUUCAUCUUCUGAACAAAUCUCUCUCUGCCAACCAGGAGGCAUUAAGAAUCAUUACAGACACUGAAUCAUUCCUGAUAAAAUCAUGUGUGCUAAACAGUCUUUUACAGAGUGUCCCGAAACAAUUUUGAAUUAAAUAUGUUCUUAGCAACGAUUUUUGUUAUUUCAUGACCCCAACUAUGGAAGCUACAGCUCUGUGAUUGCUGUAUGUUAUAUAUGCCAAAUAAAAACUCUUAGUUUCAGCA
Molecule: messenger RNA, 2367 nt
Organism: Girardinichthys multiradiatus
Lineage: Eukaryota; Metazoa; Chordata; Actinopteri; Cyprinodontiformes; Goodeidae
Product: zinc finger protein OZF-like
Exons: 2
Coding region: 97-1287 (396 amino acids)
Biological process (GO): regulation of transcription by RNA polymerase II
Cellular component (GO): nucleus
Molecular function (GO): RNA polymerase II cis-regulatory region sequence-specific DNA binding; DNA-binding transcription factor activity, RNA polymerase II-specific
Source: RefSeq, a predicted model, not a curated record